Messenger RNA from Cucurbitaria berberidis CBS 394.84, 1169 nucleotides. RefSeq lists its product as uncharacterized. Bases 123 to 1169 code for a protein of 348 amino acids. The record is from RefSeq and is a predicted model, not a curated record. The transcript has 2 exons. Lineage: Eukaryota; Fungi; Ascomycota; Dothideomycetes; Pleosporales; Cucurbitariaceae.
AUUGAACCCCUUCAGGGUAGGGCUUGGGUUUCGCUGACGCUCCACCGACACGCCGAUAUUCAUUUGACCACCAGCUUCGCCAUUCUCCACCUCUAAUCAUCCCUUUCGUACUCUACCACAUAAUGUCGACCUUCCUGGACUCUCCAACUCCCUCCAACACACCACAUGUAAUCUCUUUCCAUGAAAAUACCCCAAAGAACAACAUGACAAAUCUGUCUUGCGCAACCAUUUUAAACUCUUUCAAAGCCCCUAAAGCAUAUCUCAUGACUGAGGAUCCAUCGCCAAACAUGUACUCGAAGCGGAUUAUUGAUUCGAAUCAACCUUCGUGUACAUCGACUACCAAUCUUCAGUUGCGACAGUCGAAUCACACCCUUCACGAAACGCUUCAGAACAUCCAAGAUGAACUUGCAGCUCACCGAACAAUCAUGCUUGACGUCCAAUCGCGGGUGUCACAUCUUGAGCUUGCCUCUUCAAUUGACAACCAGACUGAUACGCCACCGAAUUCGCGGGAUAUGCAGAUAUUCCAACAUGCUCGGGGCAGGUGCGCAAACAACGCAACACGCGAGAGCCUGGCAUGGUGGGAAGCAUGCAAAACCUUUGCGCACAACUGCGACUCCCCUUUUGACGCAAACGACUUCCUAAAGACGCCCAAACGCUUUUCAGGCUUUGAUUUCAACCUUACCGGGUUGAAGACGAAGCCGCACACACCGACUGUCACGCCUGAAGUAGACGACGUGCCAGGUCUCAGCCCAGCCUCAGACAGAGACGAGCAGUCUGACACCGAAACGCACGACGGGCUCAACCAUGCGUUCAACGAAACACUCUCCAUGCCAUAUCCUAGGCUUUGGAACAAGAAAGAAGGCGGUAACAUCGUCGAGCGCGUUAUCGAAUUCGACAGAGUCAAAAUACCCAUGCCUCCAGUCCUCCAGUCCCCACCACGAAGUGUACGUAGCAAGUCAGCGUCUGUAGUCAGCGUGGAUGCCGAUUUAACUGCAUUACCUGAUCUACCUCCUUCUCCGCCUGCACUACCGGCCGUGGAGACAGCACAGCGCAACCACAAAGGGAUCAAGAGUCUUUUCGCUUCUAAAGCUUUGUUUAAGAACAGGUCGACGGGGAAAGAUUUUCAUCCACUUCCAUCGCAAGUCAAGUCUACCGAAAACAAUCAGUAG